CACGUUGGUGGCCUGGGUUAAGGGGUCCCGUGAGAUCUUUGCCCGUGGGCAGACUGCAGGGGUUCGGUCUCACGGCUCCACCCAAUCAUGUGGUCACUGGGCUCCGCCCCUGCCCCAGUUCCUGUUUCGGCCCCUGGGCCUUCUAGACGCAUCGGUAACUAUCCCGCUGGGUCUGCCUUGCCGCCCAGGAUGGGGUCCUGCCCGGGCUUAGGCCGUCCCUUUUUGGGGGUACAAGGCACCUCGGUCCCUCCUUGACUUUCGGCGCUUAUGGUGUAGCGGCUCUCAGGAUGAAGGGCGGCGAGGGGGACACGGGCGAACAGGCCCCGCUGAACCCGGAGGUGGACAGCCCGGCGGGCUCAGCCACGUACCGAGAGUUCGUGCACCGCGGCUACCUGGACCUUAUGGGGGCCAGUCAGCACUCUCUGCGGGCGCUCAGCUGGCGCCGCCUCUACCUCAGCCGGGCUAAGCUCAAAGCCUCCAGCCGCACAUCUGCUCUGCUGUCGGGCUUCGCCAUGGUGGCAAUGGUGGAGGUGCAGCUGGAGAAUGACCAUGAAUACCCACCAGGUCUGCUAGUGGCAUUUAGUGCCUGCACCACUGUGUUAGUGGCUGUCCAUCUGUUUGCACUCAUGGUCUCCACAUGCCUGCUGCCCCAUAUUGAAGCCGUGAGCAACAUCCACAAUCUCAACUCUGUCCACCAGUCACCACACCAGCGACUCCACCGAUACGUGGAGCUGGCCUGGGGCUUCUCUACUGCCUUGGGCACCUUUCUCUUCCUGGCUGAAGUUGUCCUGGUGGGCUGGGUCAAGUUUGUGCCUAUUGGGGCACCCAUGGACAAACCAGCUCCUGUGGUACCUAUGUCCCAGGUGCCACCUGUGACUGUCUCCCUUAGUUUAGCUUCUAACCUCACACCAUCCUCUGCUUCUAUAGCCACAUCACAACAGCCUUCCAAAGCCUGUCCACCCCGGCAAGCGUGUGGUGGUGCUCAUGGACCAGGCUGGCAGGCAGCUAUGGCCUCCACGGCAAUCAUGGUACCUGUGGGACUAGUGUUUAUGGCCUUUGCCCUACAUUUCUACCGGUCCUUGGUGGCUCACAAGACAGACCGCCACAAGCAGGAGCUGGAGGAACUCAGUCGCCUGCAGGGGGAGCUGCAGGCUGUGUAAGCCUGGCUUUAGACUGUUGCAAGCAUUGCCUCAGAAACCCCAGGGAUCUACAGACCUCAUUCCUUGCCCUAAGCUAGAGCCACCUCCAGUGAGCUCUUAGAUAGAGGCCAAAUCUCUGCACAGAACCCCACACUCCCAGGAUUGAUCCCGUUGUCAUGUUCCAGUGGGUUUUGUAAAUUCUCCUCUGCUUGAGGAACAAAAGAGGAAGUAAACUGUCUCAGUCUAAGACUCCUGGGGUAGAGGAGAAAGGAGGCCCCAGUGAGAUCCUCGGUGGUGCUGAGCAGUUACUUGUCCUUCAGGAAGGUGACAUCUGCACAGCUGUCCCGAGGCAGUCAGCCCUUGCUUCCCUGUAAUCUGCUUGACAGUUGGCAUCCUGGGGGAUUUUACAUGGGCCCUCAGACUAGCCACUCCACACCUGGUGACUGGUGGUCUGUCCCACUGCCCUGGGCACUUACAGUCUUUGGCCAGAGCUAGGGGGCUAAGAAUGUGCAGCUAGCUUGACAGGGCUGGGUGAGUUUGUAAGGGAGAAAUUUCAGCCCUUAGAGUGCAGAGCUCUCCUUCAGACACAGAUUUUUUGUUUUUCAAGCCAGAGGGUCACUAUGUUUGUUACUCUGGCUGUCCUGGAACUCUGUAGACCAGGGUGGCCUUGAACUCACAGAAAUCCACAUGCCUCUGCCUCCCAUGUGCUGGGAUUAAAGGCAUGCACCACCACCACUCUGCUCAGACACUGAAUUUUUGAUGUACCUUGUUUUGUAAAUAAAGUGUGUCUCACAUA
Molecule: messenger RNA, 1935 nt
Organism: Apodemus sylvaticus (European woodmouse)
Lineage: Eukaryota; Metazoa; Chordata; Mammalia; Rodentia; Muridae
Gene: Orai3
Product: ORAI calcium release-activated calcium modulator 3
Exons: 2
Coding region: 288-1160 (290 amino acids)
Biological process (GO): store-operated calcium entry
Cellular component (GO): membrane
Molecular function (GO): store-operated calcium channel activity
Source: RefSeq, a predicted model, not a curated record